Acanthoscelides obtectus is the source of this 969-nucleotide messenger RNA. Lineage: Eukaryota; Metazoa; Arthropoda; Insecta; Coleoptera; Chrysomelidae. The record is from the annotation of a GenBank genome assembly.
AUGACUAAAAUAAAAUCUCUUACCAGACAUAUUAAUCUGAGUAUAUUGGAAAGCGAUAACGAACAUACAAAUCGUCCAACGUAUACACGUCCAGCCAGAAUCCGUAGCCUUGAAUUCCAACAAGCGAACAACAUAUCAAUAAGGGAUGUGUUGCAGAGAGCCCCAUACGACACUCCACCUUGGACUAGGUCAAAGCCACAUAUUGAUAUUCGCCUUUCUGUAUUUCUUAAAAAUGAGACAGCACCCCAGGUGUAUCUCGCUCGUUUCAAACAAAUUACAGAUCACCUCCACGAUCAUCUCUUCAUAUACUCGGAUGGAUCUAAGAGCAGUACCGGAGUGGGAGCAUCAAUAGUAGUUAACAGUGUUUGCCACAUGUGGAGUCUGGAUCCGAUUUCAAGUAUUUUCACUGCAGAAUGUUAUGCCAUCUGGCAGGCACUUCUAUUCUUUGCAUUGUCAUCUAGCUUAGCGUGUUCGAUAGUAUCAGACUCUCUGAGUGUGAUCAGCUCCAUAGGAAAUAACUUCACCAAGGAUGAAAGAAUAAGUCGAAUCUUGAACUUAACCAGCUCACUAGAAAAUGACCAUAAAAAAGUCCGUUUCAUAUGGGUACCUAGUCAUGUGAAUAUUAUCGGCAAUGAAUUGGCUGAUGCAGCGGCAAAGCAAGCAGCCACCAUGGCACCGGAUGAAGGCAUUCCUACUCCGCUAUCUGACUAUGUAAAACACUUAAAAGACACCACAAAACAAGCAUGGCAGCACAAAUGGGACCUAUAUGACGGACACAUGAGAUCCGUCCAAACAAGUAUCGAAAAAUGGACUUAUCCGAAGCAACUGAAUCGUCGGCAGCAGACAGUCUUAUGCCGACUACGAAUUGGCCAUUGUUGGCUAAGAUUGUCUUAUGAGUAUGGUAUUUAUGGUAAUAACACUAAUAAACUAAUAACAAGUAACAUAAAUAUAUAUUUUUUACUAUCAUAA